This is a messenger RNA of Pieris napi, 861 nucleotides long. Its product is annotated as eukaryotic peptide chain release factor GTP-binding subunit-like. Lineage: Eukaryota; Metazoa; Arthropoda; Insecta; Lepidoptera; Pieridae. The transcript is spliced from 3 exons. The coding region runs from base 62 to 736 and encodes 224 amino acids. The record is from RefSeq and is a predicted model, not a curated record.
CUCACCUCAUAACAUUCGGUCAGGUCACACGGUCGGCGUCGACAAUUUAUCACUUGGCAAAAUGACAUUUGCAAUCGCUAUUUUUGCGUUCUGCACGGCGGUGGUGGCUGCGUCGCCCGCGCGAUCCACGCGCCACUACGAACCAGGUCUGCUCCAGUCUACAUCUCUUCAGAGCAGCUCGCUGCAGCAGACGCAGUAUGAAUCCACGUCACUAGAGCAAAAGACCUACCAGCCACAGCAGCCACUAUACAAUAUACAGCCUAAUCCCACGUGGCAAGCGCCUCCUGUGAUACCCCUGAACCAGAAUAAAGUAUACUCGGGGCCCCAAUACACGGCUCAAGAGCCAAUUUACACUCAGCAGCUGCCUGCAGUGCAAAACAUUCAAUAUACACAACAACACAGACCUAUCCAGCAAUACAAUUCAGUGCAACAGUAUAGUCCCAUUCAACAAUACACUUCCAGUAAUCAGUACACUUUACCACAACAGUACACACCCACACGGCAGUACAUCUCUGUUCAACAAUACACUCCCACACAACAGUAUACACCUGUCCAACAGUACACUCCCAGACAACAGUACACACCUAUCCAACAGCACACACACCAGUACACACCCGUACAACACACUCCUAUUCAGCUGUACAGGCCCCUCCAAGAAUACAGACAGGUGCAGCCCAUCCAGAGUUAUGUUCCUCACAAUUAUGGAAGCUACCAACGUGUGGAGCCUUGGUGUUAAUAUAUCGUAAUAGUAUUUACAUUGCAGUAAAAAUAAUGUACUACCAUAAAGGAAUGUAUGAGACUGAAAAAGAAUUAAAGUGUACCUCACUGUUGCUUACAAUUAUAGUAAAAACUAAAAACCCA